Schistocerca americana (American grasshopper) is the source of this 4749-nucleotide messenger RNA. Its product is annotated as mitogen-activated protein kinase kinase kinase 10-like. NCBI's taxonomy places the organism in Eukaryota, Metazoa, Arthropoda, Insecta, Orthoptera, Acrididae. Bases 554 to 4111 code for a protein of 1185 amino acids. Gene Ontology annotation, molecular function: JUN kinase kinase kinase activity; protein binding; ATP binding. The transcript is spliced from 12 exons. The record is from RefSeq and is a predicted model, not a curated record. Gene Ontology annotation, biological process: protein phosphorylation.
CAUGGCUGAUGUUAAUAGCAGGUUACUAUGAGUGCUCUCUAUUUGCAGAUUUUCUUUGUAGGAUAUCUCAAACACGGGGAGUGCGUUCACGAGAGGGAAAGCGCGUUACCGGUAGUGAUGUGCGGGUGCUAAAAGUGACGUUUCCGUGUGCCGUGGUCUCACUUCAACGACAGUGAAUGUAGGCCAUGAGAAGUGGGCCAGCUCUCAGUUGGGUCGUUUCGGUGGCGGAGGUGGUGGAGGCGGUGGCGGCGGCCGGUGUUGUUUCUGUGGACUGUGAGCAGCAAAACCAGCUCGAGAAGUGUCACUCGUGCGGCGAGUUCAGAUUCAGCGGUGCGAAUUCGUCGUAUCCGUGCUCACCUCCGGACCAAGGUGCAGUGGGAGCAGACGUGCCUAGAGCCGGUGUGUUUUGGUCGGCGACGGAAACCACGGAGGCUGUUGCGACGGCGUCACAGUGGUGCCGCGGCAGGGCAACAGGAGAGGACGAGGACCACGGGAGCUACGUCGAUAAUACCAUCAGCGAAGACGGUGAGAUCGGCGGCAACGGGGACGACGAAUGCCUCCGCUAUUGACGACGUCCAUGGAACGCAGCAAACCGGCGGCGUACUGUAGUAGCAAUGGCCGCGAGGACGUGUACACGACGAGCACCGCGCAACAGACCAGCAACAGCAGCAGCCCCGUCAAGCCCGGGGGCGGUCCCACCUCUUACAGCAGCAGCUGCUCGUCGACGCCGCGCAAGGUGGCCAGCUCCACCUCCUCGGGCGCCGAUCCGCACUCCUUCUGGACGGCGCUAUACGAUUACGACGCCCAGGGCGAGGACGAGCUCAGCCUGCGGCGGGGCGAGCAGGUGGAGGUGCUGUCAAAAGACUUCAAGAUCUCGGGUGACGAGGGCUGGUGGACGGGCAAGAUCGGCGACAAGGUGGGGAUCUUCCCGGCUAACUUCGUCACCAACAACGGCGGCGUGCUAGCGGAGCGCGUCGCCAGCGUCAUCGGCGACUCUGUGCAGCCCGUCGAAAUCAACUUUUCCGAGCUGGAGCUGGAGGAGGUGAUCGGCGUGGGCGGCUUUGGUAAGGUGUACCGCGGCUUCUGGCGCGGCCAGGAGGUCGCCGUCAAAGCGGCGCGCCACGACCCCGACGAGGACAUCGCCGUCACGCUGGACAACGUGCGCCAGGAAGCGAAGCUGUUCUGGCUUCUGGAGCACGAAAACAUCGUGUCACUGAAGGGCGUGUGCCUGCAGCUGCCCAACCUUUGCCUGGUGAUGGAGUACGCGCGGGGCGGCUCUCUCAACAGGGUACUGGCAGGCCGCAAGAUCCGCCCCGACGUGCUCGUCGACUGGGCCAUCCAGAUCGCCCGCGGCAUGAACUAUCUGCACAACGGCGCUCCCGUCUCCCUCAUCCACCGAGACCUCAAGUCCUCUAACGUGCUGCUGAGCGAACCGAUCGAGAACGACGAGCUGCAGUUCAAGACGCUCAAGAUCACCGACUUCGGGCUGGCGCGCGAGGUGGACAAGACGACGCGCAUGUCGGCGGCCGGCACGUACGCCUGGAUGGCGCCCGAGGUCAUCAAGACGUCCACCUUCUCCAAGGCCAGCGACGUCUGGAGCUAUGGUGUUCUCCUGUGGGAGCUGCUCACCGGAGAAACACCAUACAAAGGCAUUGACACCCUGGCAGUGGCAUACGGAGUGGCAGUCAACAAGCUGACGUUACCCAUCCCUAGCACCUGCCCUGAACCCUGGCGGGAUCUCAUGGAAGCAUGCUGGAAUUCCGACCCACACAUGAGACCUUCAUUCGAAGACGUCCUCCUAGCACUCGACGCAAUAAUGCAUUCUGCAUUCACUCAGACACCCCAUGAGAGUUUCCACACCAUGCAGGAAGACUGGAGGCAAGAGAUAGAGCAAGUCCUCCACGGAUUGCGGAUGAAGGAAAAAGAGUUGCGGUGUCGUGAGGAAGAGCUGACGAGGGCACAGAUGCAGCAGAAACUAGUGGAGGAACACUUGCGUCGUCGCGAACGAGAGCUGGAGGCACGUGAGAUUGACUUGCUGGAGCGUGAGCUCCACAUCAUGAUCAUCCAGCAGACAGCUCAAGCCCAGCAGGCACCGACGCCCAAGAGGCGCCGUGGAAAGUUCAAGCGCAACCGCUUGCUGCGCUCUUUGAAGAAAGAACCUGGCCAGAUCAGCUCACCUUCAGGUUUCCGGCACACCAUCACUGUGCAGCACACGGCACUGGACCGUAAACCUCGAAACCCUUCAAGUCCAAACAGUCCACCUGGAUCGCCCAGCAUUCCGAGGCUUCGAGCAAUUGCACUCCCAGCCGACGGGGUGAAGGGUAAGACGUGGGGUCCCAGCACGUGCCACCAGCGGGAGCGCGGCCAGAUCAUCUCGCGCGUCGUCGACGGCCAGAAGCGCUGGAGCCGGAGCGCGCCCGACCUGGAGAAGCGCACGGCCCUGCACGCAAUAGGUACGGGCUCAGGAAUGCGAGUGGGUGUAGGUGCAUCCGCAGAGGCACUGUACGACAGUGCCGACGGUGCCAACUACUACGGAAUGCCGGACCCUGACCGGGCACCGCCGGAAUAUGUGUCAGCUGCAGUCCCGCCAGUGAGUGGAUCGGGGGCGGGUCCCCCCUACCUCCUACCAGCAGCAGCGCUCUACUUCGACGGCCUGGCCGCGACUGGUGCGGGCCGCUCCGGGAAGCUGUCCAUCAUCGAACUAGUGCUGUGCAAUGUGGCAGCCAUGCUGGCAGGGGUCGCAGCCGGGUUCGACAUCAGGCUUGCCAAUGCCACCACUCUGCAUCCACGCCUAGUGUCGGACAGGUCGGGUGAGGAGACUUCAGAGCGUGGCCGCUGGUGGUACCACGAACGAAGUGGUGGCAUCCCGCCGCACCUGUCACCCGACUACGAGUUCUCGACUGCGUCGGGCUACUCUCACAACACAUACCACGGCCCCACACGGCACUCCCGGCCGGCUCUCGAGGAUGCGAGGCCACUGCGGUUUACGGAUUCUCCCCAGCACCUCGCCGCCCAGCCGCAGCAGCUGUCACCGAGGAGGAAAUCGUCGAGCACCAGUAACGAGGGCAGCGAUAUGUAUCCGCCCCCUCCACCUGCACCCUCUGGGGGGAUGCUGGAGCGGCACUAUGCGGACUACGAGGACCUUCCGCCUCCACACAUCCUCCCACACCACUAUGCGAGCUACCAGCCGCCCCCGUACCCACACUACGUACCUGCAGCACACCACUAUGCGGACCGUAUGUACCCCGAAUUUGCGACUGGUGCCAGCGCCACGCCCCCGACGGGAGGGUCCUACGGCUACCACGAGAUGCAGCCUUACGACGGGAGCCGUGCCGUUUACGAGGGCAAUCGCACGCCGGUCCUCGGUCGCAGCGGUCCCAGGCACCGACGGACACCAUCGAACGUCUCGAAUGCGUCGUCCACCACAAACAGUGCUGGUGGCGUGAACCCCAGCUUCAGGCUGGAGGACGAGGGCGAGUACGGAGUGCCUGCCCCCCACUACCCGCCCCUGCAGGUUCCGCAGCAGCUCCAGUACUACCACCGCAGGCAGGCCCUGCCACCACCAGCGACGGGUCCGGACUACGAGCACGCUCCGCCGCCCUACUUCUCUCGCCAGAACUCCUACGACUCGAACGCCUCUGCCGAGAGACCUGGCACGCUCGAAGUUCGACUGAGGUCCAGUUUGCGCAGGUACAACUACUCACCAUCAACGGCCCCUUCGACGCCACGCCUGGGAGGCGGCGGUAGCUGCUCCCCGAAGGUCCCGCCACCGGGCAGUAGUGGGGGUGGAGGAGGAGGGGGUUCCUCAUCGUCAGGCGGGGCCGGGACACCAACCAACCCGACACCCCCUGACAGCUUGACAAGUGAGGACAGCAGCUACGUGUCUGCCAAGGAGGGCAGCUGCUCUUCAACGGCUGGGCCACGUGUCCGCUUCUCGCCUGUCAUGCAGCACGGUGGAGGUGUUGGCGGGAACAGCUCAUCAGGCAGUGGUGUGGGACUGAUGGACGCCCCCGUGCAGGACUCGACAGUCCCGUUGCCGGUCUCCCGGAGGAAUGCCCCCUACCACCGAAAACCUUCCGUCUCCGAACUGGAACGAGAAUUCCUAUCGUAGCGGCGGCCCCGGGCCCUGAUACGGGCGACCGGUCCUCUGAGUGGAACAUAACUCCCCGUGUGGCGUUCCUAAGCUUGCCUGUCCUUCCUCACGUUCUGGGAGGAAGUCGUAUUUGAUUCAGACACUACCUUCACGUUUUCAGUGGCCGCUCGUUGAGUGCGUUUCUGUGGUAAAUGUAGGUUUGAAGAACUGUUAUACUUCUUUUUUUAGGAAAGUGUGCUUUGCCUGCUGCUAAGUGCUGUUUUUGAAGAGUGGAGAUGUGUAAUGCUUGUUUUGUAAAUUGUGCCCUCACAAUGUUUGGCAGUGUAGUAGAUGCACUGGACUUUAUAUUAUGAUAAGAAAGUUUCUCCUGCACAGGCAAAAUAGUCAGUUGUAAACACAUUUGUGACUUUUUAUGUCACAAGCCAGAAGUUGUGUAUUGUAUGUCUCAUUUUGUAAAUUGAACACACACAACAGGCCUGUAUCAUAUGUAAGUAAUAUUUUGGUUGACAUUAGGUUCAAUACUGUAAUCCUUGUUUGCAUUUCAUCAGAGCUAUUUCAAGAAUCUCUGCCUGCUAAAUUUUAUCAUGAAAUCUGCAAAAUUAAGAAUGUGUACUGCUCUUGAGGUUGUUUUUAAAACUGGAAUUGCCAAAUUACAU